CAAAGGCCACAUUCAAUGUCAGUGUGGAUAAGUGCGCGUGAGCAUCCGACGUAUCUAGUUAUUAAAAAUUAAGAAAAUGGCUCCAGCAAUUAUUAAGUUCAGUGCGUUGUUCAUGAUUCUUGGCUUCUGCUCGGCGGAUAUCGGUGAAAGUCCAGUAACAGAAGUAUGCUUGGGAUGCAUAUGUCAGGCAGUGUCAGGGUGCAAGGAAGGCACACUUUGCGAUGGUGACGCGUGCGGCCUAUUCCGCAUAACGUGGGCAUACUGGGCUGAUGCUGGUAAACCAACUCUGCCUGGAGUAUCUCCCGACUCUACUGAUGCGUACUCUUCAUGCGCGAACAGCCCGCAAUGCGCAGCUUUGACAGUUCAAAACUACAUGAGACGAUUUGGACAGGACUGCAACAAUGAUGGUGUCGUCAAUUGCUACGAUUACAUGGCGAUCCACAAACUUGGAGGCUACGGGUGCAAAGGCGAUCUACCCUUCCAGUAUGCUACCGUAUUCAACCAAUGUGUAGCUACCGUUGCAGCUCAUCAAGGCUAAUCACGACCGUGAUUUGUAUAUAGAAGAUUGUACUUGCAUUAAGAGUGACAGGAUUACGGUUCAUAUAUUCCCUACAAUUCUGGAAAACAAUAUUUUAAAUUUCAUGAAUAUAGAAAACUGACAUAUCACCAACUCUAAUAGAGAAAACUUUGUAUUCGAGAAAUUUGUAAAACAAGAUCAUGUAUGUGAAUGGUAUAUGAUUUGAAAUUUAGUAAGUUUUAGCUUCAUAAUUGUUAUGUUUAAGAUCCUUUAAUAUAAACAUAUCAAUUAAAUUAUAUAUAAGAUUAAA
This is a messenger RNA of Pieris brassicae (large cabbage white), 827 nucleotides long. Its product is annotated as lysozyme-like. The transcript has 4 exons. NCBI's taxonomy places the organism in Eukaryota, Metazoa, Arthropoda, Insecta, Lepidoptera, Pieridae. The coding region runs from base 77 to 538 and encodes 153 amino acids. The record is from RefSeq and is a predicted model, not a curated record. Gene Ontology annotation, molecular function: lysozyme activity.